CAGAAAGACAGGUUUGGUCUCACUUCCUUUAAAUUACUGGACAUUUCUCACUGUUUGCUGUGAGUCGAGCGUUCGCUCACACCUUCCUCUGGUCCCUGUGGCUGAGCAUCAACCAGCAUCAACAUCUCAUGAUGAGGAGCCAGAUUCUGUUUGUUUUAUCGUUCAUCCUAUGGUCAGCUGCUCAGGAGACCUCACCUGUGACCACCACCAGUUCUGUAAGCAGCAUGUCUGCCGUAACCAUGACGACUAAUGAAACUACAACAACCAAACAAGCCACCACUAACAAGAAUACCCCAGUAUGGACCACACCACAGCCCAGCCUGCUUUGGUCAUUCCUAAACAUGGAAUGUACUAAUUUUGUGUGUGGUGGACUGAUCAUAGCCUGUAUCUUUUUCCUGGUGACCACACUAGUGCUGGCGUGUAAAGUGUGUCAGCUGAGCAGACGCAUCAGGAUGCUAAUCCGCAAUGACGUGGAGCUGGUCAACUCCUCCAAGUACUGGGUGGAAAAGUCCAAAAGUGACAGAAUAAAGUCCAAGGAAGAAGCAAAUGAGACCGCUUCGCUGUUGGCUGACCAGACAAAUCAAGACACUGUUACUGGAGCCACCAUGAAGAAUGGAUCAAAGGUGGACGAGGAUGGUCAAAAAACAGAGGAGAAUGAGGAGGGAGGUGCUUCUGAAAGUGACAAGGCUUCUACAGAAGAUGCUGCAGAGAGUUCCUCCUUCCCAAAUCCUCCAGAUGAAAUCCUUUAUCCUGACGCCGCAGCAGCUGGGGCCUCCUCCUCCUCUGAGGGGGUCAUGGAGGAACCAAAUAACCAGCCUCAAAGAUCAGAAUAAACCCCCCUCCUUCCAAUCCUUUUCUUUUUAUACCAGCUUUUGUUUAAUUCCUGUAAACCAAACAACCCUGUUAGUUAAAGCAUUGCUCUGAUUUCUGUCUUUUAUAACAUUAAAACAUGUGAAAAUG
Molecule: messenger RNA, 960 nt
Organism: Nothobranchius furzeri (turquoise killifish)
Lineage: Eukaryota; Metazoa; Chordata; Actinopteri; Cyprinodontiformes; Nothobranchiidae
Source: RefSeq, a predicted model, not a curated record